Pistacia vera is the source of this 1658-nucleotide messenger RNA. RefSeq names its product beta-glucosidase 44-like. The transcript has 12 exons. The record is from RefSeq and is a predicted model, not a curated record. Gene Ontology annotation, biological process: carbohydrate metabolic process. NCBI's taxonomy places the organism in Eukaryota, Viridiplantae, Streptophyta, Magnoliopsida, Sapindales, Anacardiaceae. Gene Ontology annotation, molecular function: beta-glucosidase activity.
AUGGUCAAAAUUAACAUAAUCAAAUGGCUCAAUGGAGUUUCAAAGUCUGAUCAGGAUAUCCAUUUGGAUAUUGGCGGACUAAGUAGACAAUGCUUUCCCCACACUUUUGCUUUUGGAGCUUCAACUUCUGCGUAUCAAGUGGAAGGAAUGGCUCUUGAGGAAGGUCGCGGAUCUAGCAUCUGGGAUUCCUUUGUUAGAACUUCUUGGAAAAUAAAGGAUAAAACUACAGCAGAUGAUACAGUGGACCAGUAUCAUCAUUAUAAAGAAGAUAUUGAUCUUCUGAAAGAUUUGAAUUUUGACUCUUACCGAUUCUCAAUAUCAUGGUCUAGAAUCUUCCCAGAUGGAACCGGGAAAGUAAAUUGGAAGGGAGUAGAUUACUACAAUAGAUUUAUCGACUACUUGCUUGAGAAAGGUAUUACUCCCUACGUCAAUCUUCAUUAGUUUGACCUUCCUGAGGUACUUGAAAAGAGAUACAAUGAAUGGUUAUGCAAGAAAAAGGAAAUAGUGAAAGACUUUGUUGAUUAUGCGGACUUUUGUUUCAAGUUGUUCGGAGACAGAGUAAAGAACUGGUUUACUCUUAAUGAACCCAGAAUUGCAAGUAUUUUUGGUUACUACUCUGGUAUUAUUGCUCCUGGAAGGUGCUCCAAACCAAUUGGAGAGUGUGAGGAGGGGUGUUCUCUAACUGAGCCUUAUGAAGCUGCCCACAACAUGAUUUUAGCCCAUGCAGCUGCCGUCCAAAUAUAUCGUCUAAAGUAUCAAAAAAAACAACAGGGAAAAAUUGGAAUUGUCCUGGAUUGUAGGUGGUAUGAACCUUUUCGCAGCCCCAGAAAUGACCAUGAAGCUGCUAAAAGAGCAAUCGACUUUGAAAUUGGAUGGUUUAUGCAUCCGAUUUCAUGUGGUGAGUACCCAAAAAGCAUGAUACAUAACGUUGGGGAUAGACUACCAAGUUUCACGGAAAAAGAGAGAGACAUGGUGCGGGGCUCAAUAGAUUACGUGGGUAUCAACCACUACUCCACUAGUUAUGCUGAAGAUCCAAUCGAAUUGCCGCCUCGUUUAUAUGCAGGCUACGAAAAAGACCGCCGUGUUAUUGUUCAUGAUGACAAAGUUGAAGAGGCAAAUGGUUCGAAUAAUAAUGGUAGACCUUGGGGUAUGUACAAGCUUUUAAUGCACCUAAAAGACAACUAUGGACACUAUCCGAUCAUUGUGGUGGAAAAUGGGACGAAUGAUGCGAGCGAUAUCCUAUUUCCCUACGUAUUGCAUGACAAAGCAAGGGUGGAUUAUUAUAAAGGCUAUGUGGAUGCAGUGAAAAAUGCAAUUGAUAAUGGAGCAAAAGUGAUAGGCUAUUUCGCAUGGUCAUUGCUUGAUAAUUGGGAAUGGAGUAGAGGAUACACUACGAGGUAUGGCAUUGUCCAUGUUGAUCUUAACGAUCAAAAGAGGUACCCCAAGUUGUCUGCAUAUUGGUUCCAACAACUGCUCAAGGAAGAGAAGGUGAAGCCUUAAGCCACAGCCCGAAUGUCUCUUCUUAAUAAUGGAAUUGUGGUUUAUGUAAUAACUAAAAAUCAUCAAUAACUCUUAAUCGAAUCUACUAGAUACGAGAAGUAGUUGCCGGUUAAUGAUAUAUAUGUUCUUCUCUUUAAUUAUCAAUAUAAUUAAAUCAU